GCUGACGAGCGUCGCUGCCUCUCACGAUGCCCUUUGCUGCCUCUUGAUAUGAUGCGGCUUAUUAAGUUCGGGUGAACCUAGGACUGCAGCCGCCGUUGUCGUUCAUCUUUGGCCGCGCUUGUCAGAGUCCAUCGAUAUUACACCGAUUGAUCUGCCGCUCGCCAUGAGUCGAAGAUGGUACGCCGCUCUAGCGCUGGCGCUAGCGACUCUCUCCCUUAUCACCGCCGAGUGCUACGGUAACGCCGUCCCAGUCAAGAGCGGACUUGACCGUCGAAUGUUAGGACCUUCAGGGGGAACUUCACUAUCGGCUGCUACAAUAACGUCUUCCGCGGGCUCUGCAACGGCCACGCCUAGAGUCGCCCGCAGCGGCCUUCGGCUUCGCCCUCGAACCAGAGCAGAACUUCAGGCCGCCUUGUCACGAUUGGAUGCUGUGAUUGGAGACUUCCCCCCACCCUCUACAAAUCGGCCUUCGGCGCCUUCUACUCGGCCGACCACACCGUACUCGCCUCUACGUCCGAGGCGCAAAGGCGUGGUGCAUUCCAUAGCUUGCAGCGUCAAACAGAAACUCAAAGCUAUGUUGACCCUCAAGUGUGCUCAAUCUGAUCAUGAAAUCAGCCGCAGUGAGGAGUUGAAUUGACAGACAGAGACAGACGCAGCCGUGGAGAGACGUGCUGAAUUCGACUCGGAGCGAUUUCAGAGCUGUCUGGAUCAGGAGCACAAAAC
Molecule: messenger RNA, 723 nt
Organism: Microstroma glucosiphilum
Lineage: Eukaryota; Fungi; Basidiomycota; Exobasidiomycetes; Microstromatales; Microstromataceae
Exons: 1
Coding region: 164-637 (157 amino acids)
Source: RefSeq, a predicted model, not a curated record